This is a messenger RNA of Kockovaella imperatae, 1963 nucleotides long. RefSeq lists its product as hypothetical. Lineage: Eukaryota; Fungi; Basidiomycota; Tremellomycetes; Tremellales; Cuniculitremaceae. Bases 44 to 1963 code for a protein of 639 amino acids. The transcript has 3 exons. The record is from RefSeq and is a predicted model, not a curated record.
GUCGAUUCAAAACAUUCUCACCCUUGUAUACACUCUGCGCACGAUGGACCCACCACCUACGCCCUUGAUGCCGUCUGGAGCGGCAGAAAUGUCGCUAUUAUUCGGUCAGACCCCAAUAUACGAAGGUUUGGACGACUUGACUGAGGACUCGAUAGAAAUUGGGAGAAGGUCUCAUCCCGGAUCCUGGGAUCUUCAUUAUCCCGGGAAGACAUUGUUGAGAGAGAGUUUUAUCCUUGAGGAAGAGGAUGAACUGGGAUUAGAUGGCACAUUGCUGGAAGAUAAAGUACUCACAGGCACGGGAGAGGCGGACAAGACGAUGACGGCGGCGAAUGUUGAGUACGAGUCCAGUUUUAUGGAUGAAGCUCCCUCGGUGUUUAUCAAUAGAAGACCGAUGUCGCCUCCGACACCAGUAAGGGACGACUACUUUCGACGACGCCUCUCAACGUCCCGCCGGCGCAGCUCUUCAGUAGCUUCAUUUAAGGUGGAACAACCUUCUCGACGCCUAUCCGAGGGUCCGUCCGGCAGUUCCUCUUCCAUCAUCCGAUCGGCAUCUGCUCAUUCUCUCAUAUCGGAAGACAUACCUAGCUCUAGCUCCAACUCCUCGCUUGGACCGAGUCAGGGAGAAUCAUGGACAGGCGACGAGAAGAGUAUAAUGGAGGUCAAGAUGGCUUGGAGGGCUCACCCACUAAUGACCAAAGCACGUCACGUCAGCGCCGGGAACGUGCCUACGACACAGGGGGAAGAAGCACCCGGCAGUGUGCCGCACAAACGCAGAUCUCUGGCUCGAUUUGGGCCACCGAAGAGACUUAUUGUCGAGAUGGAAGCAGAGGAUGAAGAACCAUCAAUCCGAAUCCCGGCUUCAACCACCAUUCCGCUCGAUUUGAACCACUCCACUUCAAGACGUGGAUCUCGAGCAGAUCACGACGCUGUCAGAUCUGAGGUUCUCCCUAUGAGAACGGCUGAGCAGACCUUUGACAGCCCCGAACCCGUCCCGUUCCCCAUCCUGGCCGAUACGAGCGGAUCGGCAGAUAGCGAUGGCAUCGAUUUCAAGGCCGAGAAGCGGAUGUCGAGGUCAGAGCAGCUAGUCAAUUUCUUCACCGGAUUCUUAUCGGGUAUGCCGCGGGAGAAGAGUACAGUGGAUAUGCGAGACGAGUCGAUUGAGAUCGGAAGGGGGCAAAAAUCGGAUGUCUCACUGGAGAAUGCACGCUAUCCGAUAUCCUUCGAGACUGUGGAUAUCAUUCAGGAACAGGACACCGACGACUUUACGGAUCGGCUGCCUUGCCCAGAACCGUACCAACCUGUUGAGGUGCAUAGCGAGAGGGAACCGUCAAUGUCACAUGAGAUUCUGAACGAUGAUGCUCCUGUCCGAGUUCGCGUUCCUCGUGUCCCACUAUCCCGGGCGCCUCGACGAGAUUUCAUUGACCUACAACCUCCGACCUUUGACGACGACGAGCUUCCGCCGGUCCGACCAUCCAACGCUCCAUAUUUUGCAUUGAAACCGAGUCGAACGAUCCCCUCAAAGAUUUCCAUCUUGAAUGAUUCAAGCACCAAUGGCUCUCGCGCGCCUCGACAUACCAUGUCGGCAUUUGCUUGUGCCGCUCUUGCUAAGCUACCGCCGCCAGGCAAAGGAUCCAGCGCCGCUGGUCAACCUGUCCGCAUACGAGACUCUGAGCGAGCGAGUGAUUUGGAAAAGAAGAGGUCACUGUUCGAUGGGCUGAAGGUGGCUCCGAUGAAGAGGACUGUCCCAAUCGUAGGCCGGACUCCAGGAAAAGCUUCCCGAGCUCGAGCAAUGCAGCGUGAGAUGUUUGAUCGGGGAGUCAAAGAUCGCUUAGAAAUCAAAGACAAGGAGAAGCGUAGAGCUCUCGUGAUCAAAACCAUUGCUGAAGAGCAAGAAUAUAAGAAGCGAAGAAGGGAAACUGUGAUCAGGGCUAAUCCGUUGCCUGAGAUGUAUCGACGGGCUUGA